Molecule: messenger RNA, 2825 nt
Organism: Oncorhynchus nerka (sockeye salmon)
Lineage: Eukaryota; Metazoa; Chordata; Actinopteri; Salmoniformes; Salmonidae
Product: lipoyl synthase, mitochondrial-like
Exons: 11
Coding region: 448-1650 (400 amino acids)
Biological process (GO): lipoate biosynthetic process
Cellular component (GO): mitochondrion
Molecular function (GO): lipoate synthase activity; 4 iron, 4 sulfur cluster binding
Source: RefSeq, a predicted model, not a curated record
GCAAAUUCGUAAAGGUGAAAAAUUACGCGUUUUAGAUAUCGAGGAACACAGAUGGAGUUUGAUUUUCAGCGAUAGAAACGUUAUCCACCAUUUCUUACCUCGCCGGUAGUAGAGGAAAGGACGAAGGAAGGACGUCAGCACGCAAUUGUAGUCUUCGUACGUGCUUACGCCAUCACGGCGCUACGCGUUGAUCAGACGUAACUAAACAAUUGAUGAUGAUGAUGGAUGCAAAAUACUGCGAUAUAUUGAUAAAUUAUACGUCUUUGGUCCCCAGGGGGAGAAAAAAAAACGUCGCAUUUAGAAUAAAUCUGGAUAUAAAAAGAAUCGAGAUCAAUUGAUUCAUUAAGUAGCGGACGAAAUGAUUUAUUCUUUUCUGAGUUUUAUUUUAAUACCAGGACUAAGUACUCGAUCCCAGAGAAAUGUUUUGUCAAUGACAGACGCUAGCAAAUGUUAGUUAAAGUCAUGGCUUUGGUCAAACAAAGUUAUUUUAUUGCGGGUCGUUUCUCCAGCAACCACCGGUGGUUGAAUCCCAAAUGCAACCAACAUGUGUACGCCGUCAGCGGACUGACCACAGCGGCCAGGUCAUCCCAGACACCGAAGGACCGCAAGAAGGAGCUGUCGGAUGACGGGCCCGACCUCCAGGACUUUAUAUCCGGGGAGCUGUCUGAGAAGAACAACUGGGAGGAGUACAGGGGUAACCUGAAGAGACAGAAGGGAGAGAGGCCGAACCAAUGUGACUGUUGUGAUAGGCUGAGACUCCCCCCGUGGCUGAAGACUGAGAUUCCUAUAGGCAAGAACUACAACAAGUUGAAGAACAUCCUGAGAGACCUCAACCUGCACACGGUGUGUGAGGAGGCCAGGUGUCCUAACAUUGGAGAGUGUUGGGGAGGAGGGGAACAUGGUACGGCCACAGCCACCAUCAUGUUAAUGGGGGACACAUGUACCCGUGGCUGUAGGUUCUGUUCUGUGAAGACAGCCCGUCAGCCCUCUCCCCUGGACCCAGAUGAGCCCUAUAACACAGCCAAGGCCAUCGCUGCCUGGGGGCUGGACUAUGUGGUUCUGACCUCUGUGGACAGAGACGAUAUCGCUGACGGGGGGGCGGAGCAUUUUGCCAAGACCGUCUCCAACCUGAAGGAGAGGAAGUCCCAGAUCAUGGUGGAAUGUCUGACCCCUGAUUUCAGAGGAGACCUGGCAGCGGUGGAGAAGAUCGUCCAAUCAGGGCUGGACGUUUACGCCCACAAUGUGGAGACCGUCCGCGAGCUGCAGAGACACGUCCGUGAUCCGCGGGCGAACAUCGACCAAUCCCUGAAUGUCCUGCGUCACGCCAAGGCCGUCAAACCAGACAUUCUCACCAAGACCUCCAUCAUGUUGGGUCUCGGAGAGACGGACCGGCAGAUCUAUAACACACUGACCGAGCUGAGAGAGGCAGGAGUGGAUUGUCUAACACUGGGACAGUACAUGCAGCCCACCAAACGCCACCUCAAGGUAGAGGAGUAUGUGACUCCUGAGAGGUUUGUCCACUGGGAGGAGGUGGGGAAGGAGAUGGGAUUCGUCUACACAGCCAGCGGACCCUUAGUGCGCUCCUCAUACAAAGCAGGUGAGUUCUUCCUGAAGAAUCUGUUAGAGAAGAGGAAGGCAGCGGCAGAAUAACCUGAUCACCUGAACUCACCUUUACCUGAAUCCUGACGUCUCCUCCUUUCAGAGGCCUCUCUCCCUCCAUAACGCUACUCUAGUUACACUGUAUUACAAUAUAAUAUACUACAAUAUACUACAAUAUAAAGUUAUCCGAUCCAGAAAAUGAGCUACUACAGGACUCUGUUCAUGUUGAUGUCUCGUUCUGUACAUUAUAACCAGUGAUGUAGUGGGGGGUAAUUAUCUGGGAAGAUAAAGGGGGGUAAUUAUCUGGGAAGAUAAAGGGGGUAAUUAUCUGGGAAGAUAAAGGGGGUAAUUAUCUGGGGAGAUAAAGGGGGUAAUUGCCUGGGAAGAUAAAGGGGGUAAUUACCUGGGAAGAUAAAGGGGUAAUUACCUGGGAAGAUAAAGGGGGGUAAUUACCUGGGAAGAUAAAGGGGGGUAAUUACCUGGGAAGAUAAAGGGGGGUAAUUACCUGGGAAGAUAAAGGGGAGUAAAUACCUGGGAAGAUAAAGGGGAUAAUUAUCUGGGAAGAUAAAGGGGGGUAAUUACCUGGGAAGACAAAAGGGGGGGUAAUUACCUGGGAAUAUAAAGGGGGGGUCGACCCUCCACUCCACCACAGGCUAUAGGUGUAUGAUCCAUAUCAGUCAGCAACACACACAUUCACACAGUCAACCUGAGUGGACCAACGCAUCAGGAGGGUAGAGGGGGACCAGGAGGGCAGACAGAGACCCAUCAGGAGGGUAGAGGGGGACCACUUAAGGUCAGGUUGGAUUUAAGUGGGACACCCAUGGUGUGUGCAGAAGGAAGGUGUUGGGGGGGUUCAGUGGUUGUUGGAUUGGCAGUCCCAGAUGCCAUCCUAUUCACUACUAGUAGUCCACUAUAUAGGGAAUAGGGGGCCAGUAGUCCACUAUAUAGGGGGCCAGUAGUCCACUAUAUAGGGAAUAGGGGGCCAGUAGUCCACUAUAUAGGGAAUAGGGGGCCAGGAGUCCACUAUAUAGGGAAUAGGGGGCCAGGAGUCCACUAUAUAGGGAAUAGGGGGCCAGUAGUCCACUAUAUAGGGAAUAGGGGGCCAGUAGUCCACUAUAUCGGUGUGUUGCUAUGUGAUCGGUGUGUUGCUAUGUGACUUGGAGUGUUGUUUUAUAAUGACUCACGGUUGUACAUUAAAAGUAUUAAAUAAUGACUUAUCAUUCCAA